Corticium candelabrum is the source of this 2084-nucleotide messenger RNA. RefSeq names its product ATP-dependent RNA helicase DHX33-like. The transcript has 24 exons. The coding region runs from base 31 to 1956 and encodes 641 amino acids. Gene Ontology annotation, biological process: positive regulation of transcription by RNA polymerase I. Gene Ontology annotation, cellular component: nucleolus; intracellular anatomical structure. NCBI's taxonomy places the organism in Eukaryota, Metazoa, Porifera, Homoscleromorpha, Homosclerophorida, Plakinidae. Gene Ontology annotation, molecular function: ATP binding; helicase activity; double-stranded RNA binding. The record is from RefSeq and is a predicted model, not a curated record.
UCCCGUAGGUGUGUUUGAAAGCGCGCUCUCAUGCAGUCGCAGAGGCGAAAUCUUCCAAUAUUUUCAGCCAGAAAGAGCUUGUUGGACGAGAUUAUGGGUCACAAUUGUUUGAUAAUUAUUGGAGAGACUGGCAGCGGCAAAACAACUCAAAUUCCUCAAUAUCUCUAUGAAGCUGGAUUGUCAAAGAAUGGAGUAAUAGCUUGCACACAGCCUCGUCGUGUUGCUGCUACAACAGUAGCAGAGAGAGUUGCUGCAGAAAUGGGAGUUCGUCUCGGAGCUGAGGUUGGAUAUUCUGUUCGUUUUGAUGACUGCUCUUCUUUCCAAACAAGAGUCAAGUACAUGACUGAUGGAAUGUUGUUAAGAGAAGCAAUGACAGAUCAAAAUCUAAUGAAAUACAGUGUUGUGAUAUUGGAUGAGGCUCAUGAGAGAACUCUACACACAGACAUUCUCUUUGGAAUCAUAAAGGCAGCUAAAGACAAAAGAGCAGCAAAGCAACUGAAAUCAUUGAAGGUGAUUGUCACGUCAGCUACUCUGCACGCUGAUCAGUUUUCUGUAUUUUUUGGUGGAGCAAAAGUUCUCUACAUUCAAGGACGUCAACAUCCUGUAGAGGUGUUUUACACAGAUGAAAGUCAAACAGACUACUUACGGGCUGCUGUUGUUUCUGCUUUUCAAAUUCAUCAAGAGAAGCCUCCACAUGGAGAUAUCCUUGUUUUCCUAACUGGACAAGAUGAGAUUGAUACAGCUUGUAGGAUUAUAAAAGAUUGCCAGCGUUACCUCCCAUCAGAUUGUCCUCAAUUGGUGAUAUGCCCAUUCUAUGCAGCUCUUCCAAGUAAACAUCAGACAAGAGUGUUUUCUCCUACUCCAUCGGGUUGUCGUAAGAUCAUUUUGGCUACAAACAUUGCAGAGACGUCUAUCACUAUACCUGGUGUCAAGUAUGUUAUUGACACAGGAAUGGUUAAGGCAAAGAGUUUUGACCCUCAAACUCAACUGGAGCUGCUGACAGUGCGGCCAGUUUCUAAAGCUCAAGCAAGACAACGGCUAGGACGGGCAGGACGAGAAGAAAGUGGUGUUUGCUAUCGACUCUUUACUGAGGAAUCAUUUGAAUGUUUAGCUGAGCAGACUGUCCCAGAAAUACAGAGAUGCAAUCUUUCAACUGCAGUCUUGGAACUACUGGCUGUUGGUGUGUCUGAUGUAUUAGGAUUUGAUUUUAUGGACAAGCCGUCCAAACAGGCUCUACAGUCUGCUUUGGAACUUUUAUGUUUGCUGGGAGGAGUGGAGAAAGAUGAGAAAUUACAGCUGUCAGUGCUAGGGAAAGAAAUGUCUCGUUUUCCUAUUGAUCCAAAGCUAGCCAAAGUAGUGCUUACAGCUAAGAAUUUCAAUUGCUUAGAGGAAGCAGUCACUAUUGCAGCUUUAAUGUCAUCUGAUUCUGUAUUAUACAGCCCACCUGGCAAGCAAGGAGAGCUAGCUUCUCAGGCACAUCAAAAAUUUUAUUCAAGUGAAGGUGAUCAUGUGAUGUUGCUAAACAUCUAUCGUGCGUUCAAAGCAGCAUCAAACAAUGGAUGGUGUAAUGAACAUUUCAUCAACAAGAGAAACAUGAAAGUGGUUAGUGAUGUGAGGCAGCAACUACGACGAAUUUGUGAACAAUUGCAACUGCCAUUUGAAUCAUGUCAUCAGGAUACAAGUAAACUAAGGCAAUGUUUGACAUCUGGAUUCUUUGUCAAUGUUGCAGAAUAUCAGAAAGAAGGGCAUUACAUUACGGUAGGAGCAAGACAGCCUGUUGCCAUUCAUCCAUCGUCGUGUCUCUUCCACAAGAAACCAGCUGCCCAGUACUUGUUGUACAAUGAGAUUGUCUACACAUCUAAAUGUUACAUGAGGAACGUGUCUGUGAUUGACAGCAGUUGGCUGCACCAGGUUGCCCCCUUAUAUUUUCGACCGAAGCUAACAAAGAACUUGUGACAAUAUAUGCAUCCGUUUUAGUAGAUAUUUAUUAUUUAAUUAACAAGAACGCGAUAAAUGUUUGUAUGCUUUUCAUGUGAUUGUGUGCUCUGGUUUGUAUACAUAGAUGGAAAGUAGACUGUUCCUUA